AUGGAAAUAGCAUAUUCAUAAGUAAUUUAAAAGAAAUGCUUUAAGCACAAGAAUUAAAAUGUGAGUUUUCUCAAAAUAAACUCUGAAAUGAAUGAUUGCAAAUUAAUUUGCAGCUUAUGCUUAAAUAAGAUAGAAGGUAAAUUCCACAUAUUUGAUAUAAAUUAAAUCUUAAAUCAUGAUAAUGUUAUUCUUCCUUAUUGGCCUCUUACGAAAACUGAUAAUGAUUAAGAUGAAAUUCUUUAAAUAGUCUAAGAUUUAGAAUCUUAAGAAUAAUUAUCCAGAAUCUCUGAAAUGUUUAAAAAACUUAGAUCCACAUUUGAUUACGAAGUAGAAAAUCUGGAAAAAAGAUUUUUAAAUUUUAGAGUUGAUAAUAUUUUGUAGAAAUUUUAUUUAGGUUAUAAAUAAGCUGCACAAUUCGAAUAGCUAACUAAUCUUCUUAAAGAAGAGUUAGAUCAAAAAUCUCAAUAAUAAAAUGUUUCUGAAAAAUUGCAAAAAUUUAUCAAAAGUUAGAAUGAAAACAAUUAAGUAGAAAAUUUGUUUUAAGAUCUAAGGGAGUUUCAUAAAAAAUAAGAACUUAGUAUAGAUACAUUAAAUUAAAUAAAUAAAUAAUUAGCUUUUAUUUUUAAAAACCCUUUUGAAAUCAAAUAUCUUUAAGAACAAAUCACUUUAAAUAAUACUGAAACUUAAAGCCCAUAAGACACAAUAGAAUUGAGUUCACAAAUAUCAACUUAACUUAUAGAAGAGUACAAAUAAGAAUUAAAUAUUUUAAAAAAUGAAAAUAAUAAUUUACUCUAAAGUUUAAACGAUCUUUAAAGAAUAUGUGAUAGCAAUUAAAAAAGCUUUAAUAAUUUGAAAGAGGAAUAUUAAAAUGAAGGAAUAGCCCUAAUAAAUAAUAUAGAUUAUUAUUUUAAAAGCGAAAGUAUAAAAUUUAAUUUACAUGAUCACCCUCUAAUAUUAACAAGUGUUUGCUAAGGAAAUAAUAAAAGUGCUGCAUUUUGCAGUGCUUGUGGAAAGAAAGACAUUUUAUUUUCAUGGCAUUGCUAGUAAUGUAAAUAUGAUAUUUGCUAGAUUUGUAGUUCAAAAAAUAAAUUUCCUUAACAUAUGCAUGAACUUAAACUGACAACCAUACCUUAAAGAAAGUAUAAAGGAUAUACAUAGUGUGAUAUUUGUGAUGAUAAUCAUAUAAAUGUAUCAUGGCAUUGCAAUUAAUGUAAAUAUGAUAUGUGUUAAACAUGCAGUGAAAAAGAUUAAAUUUUUUUUCAAAGAACUGAAUAAAAUAUCGUAAACAAAAAUAUUUUUAUGAAUAACAUCAUGAGAAAUUUUCCUUUAGAUAUUCAUUAAUUAAAAUUAACUGAUAGUUCAUAAAGAAAUUAAGGAAUUAAUUCAUGUAAUAUUUGCAAUUAAAGAAUUAUAAAAUAUGCCUGGUACUGCUCUGAAUGUAAUAAUGAUAUUUGCUUAAGUUGCAGUGAAAAAUUCAAAAAAUUCCCUUAGCAUUGCCAUGAGCUUUUGUUUACUAAUAGUAGUUAAAGAAAAUACAUAUAUGGAGCUGGCUGUGAUAAUUGUCAAAAAGUUGAUUUAGAAUAUACAUGGCACUGCUCUUUAUGUCAGUAUGAUCUUUGUGAAAAAUGUUGUAAUUGA
Messenger RNA from Tetrahymena thermophila SB210, 1638 nucleotides. RefSeq names its product C1-like domain protein. The transcript has a single exon. Gene Ontology annotation, molecular function: zinc ion binding. Lineage: Eukaryota; Ciliophora; Oligohymenophorea; Hymenostomatida; Tetrahymenidae. The record is from RefSeq and is a predicted model, not a curated record.